This is a messenger RNA of Talaromyces rugulosus, 1743 nucleotides long. RefSeq lists its product as uncharacterized. The transcript has 9 exons. NCBI's taxonomy places the organism in Eukaryota, Fungi, Ascomycota, Eurotiomycetes, Eurotiales, Trichocomaceae. The coding region runs from base 1 to 1743 and encodes 580 amino acids. Gene Ontology annotation, biological process: transmembrane transport. Gene Ontology annotation, molecular function: transmembrane transporter activity. The record is from RefSeq and is a predicted model, not a curated record. Gene Ontology annotation, cellular component: membrane.
AUGAGUGUCCGUCUAGCUGUUCCCAAGGCCCCAUCUCACGGCUCGACCGUAGAGGGAGGUGGUGAUGUCGAGAUUACUGCAACAGAGAAGCACGACGAUAUCAUCACACUGACAGUAAUUCAUGGGUUGGCACUUCCUGAUACCGAGGAAGGGAAGCGAAAGCGCUUCUGGUGGCAAAGAGCCCCCAAGCGAGACCCAAACGCAAUCGCAACGCAGAUUAGUGUCUUCGAUGAUCCAGCUACUGCAGCGCAAUACCAGCCGCGCGCUGACUGGGAGAACAUCCACCGAUUCAACCCAGACGCACGUUGGACCUGGGGUGAGGAGCGCAAGAUCGUGCGCAAGAUGGACCUAUACAUCACUGUGUUUGCAUGUGUGAUGUUCAUGGCUCUCCAGUUGGACCGCGCCAACCUUUCGCAGGCCAAUUCGGACAACUUCCUGGGUGAUCUGAAUAUGAAUACUAAUGAUUAUAACCUCGGGAAUACAGUGCAAAAAGUGUGCUUCCUACUGGCAGAGAUUCCCUCGCAGCUGAUAGGCAAAAGAAUUGGUCCUGACCGCUGGAUUCCAACCCAGCUUCUCCUGUGGUCUAUUGUUUCUGCCGCACAGUUCUGGCUAAAAGAUAGAGCAUCUUUCCUUGCUUGUCGUGCCAUUUUAGGUCUGCUACAAGGAGGUUUCAUCCCCGAAACCGUCCUUUUCCUGUCGUACUUUUAUACUCACCGUGAGCUUUCGCUGCGAUUGAGCUUUUUCUAUAAUGCAAUUAGCCUAGCAGAAAUAAUUGCGGCAUUCCUCGCUGUUGGCUUGCUCUCCAUGGAUGGAGUACACGGUGCAGACGGCUGGCGCUGGCUAUUUUUGAUCGAGGGAUUGAUCACCUUUGUCGUCGCUUUGUUGGCAUUCAUCCUCCUACCGCCCGGUCCGACGCAGACCAGCGGUGGGCUGCGAGGCAAAGAUGGAUGGUUCACAGAACGAGAAGAGACUAUCAUCGUCAACCGACUCAUACGCGAAGACCCCGGCAAAGGAACAAUGCACAAUCGACAGCCCAUUUCGCUGAAACUAUUGUGGCAGAGUCUCACAGACUAUGAUCUAUGGCCGAUGUUCCUUAUCUCGCUUCUUUUCCAAACCCCUGCUAGCCCGCCAGGAACGUACUUGACUCUUUCGUUGAAGGACCUUGGUUUCAAUACCAUUCAGACCAACCUGUUAACCAUCCCCUACAUCACGGGAACCAUGAUCACUAUGUGGUCCUUGACAUACGUCUCUGAAGUUCUUGGCGAGCUCUGCUUGAGCGCGCUGUUCGCUCAGAUCUGGGUCUUCCCUUUCUUAAUCUAUAUUAAUGUUGUAGAUAUGACCACCAUCAACAAAUGGAAAUCAUGGGUUAUCACCUCCCUCCUUCUGUCGUAUCCGUCAGCCCAAGCGUUACAGGUCGGUUGGGUCUCUCGAAACUCCAAUGUCGUUCGUUCUCGCGCCAUCUCCGCCCCUAUGUACAACAUGUUCAAUCAAGUUGGCGCCAUCAUCGCUAGCAAUAUUUACCAAGAUAGUGACGCUCCUCGAUAUGCGACUGGUAACAAGGUUCUCCUAGCUUUGCUAGUUGUUAACAUCUUCGUCUACCUUUUCACAAAAGUUUACUACGUCCUACGCAACCGCCACCGUGAAGAGAAAUGGAAUGCCAUGACGAAAGAGCAAAAGGUGCAUUACCUCGAUACAACGACUGACGAAGGCAAUAAACGGUUAGACUUUCGGUUUGCCCAUUAG